CCUCGUGGUGGCGCCGUCGUGCUACUCUGAAUGGGAGGUGGAAUGUACAACAGCGCCUCGUAGUAACAACAGAGUCGUCUUUCGCCCGUUGUGCCGCACCGUUUUCAGUAAGCCAGCAGGUCGUUUCAUCGACCAGUUCUGCUCACUGCCAUUGUCGGUGCAGCCAUGAUAACGUCAAGGUCCUUGGUGUUCCCCUUCGCCAUCUCUCUGAUCAUCUUGUGCGUUUUCAUCCUCAUACCCAGUUUAGAUGCGAAAUAUGUCGACCAGCAAGUGGUGAAGAAGCUUCGACAGAACUUGACUGAUUCCGCAAAGUAUGACAAGACCUACCAACCACUCAACAAAAAUUCGCCCGACACGAAAGUCAACUUCACAGUCUAUGCAAAGCAACUGAGGUACAUGAUGCCUGACUGGGACUACAUGUCGCUAUCAGCAUUCGUCUGCAUGCAUUGGAUCGACGAAGGACUUACCUGGGACCCGCGCGAGUACGACGAUAUAGAGGAGGUGACGUUCGGCGACAGCGAUGUCUGGACUCCGACGCUGUCGGUGCACGAGAGCUACGGCGUGUACGGCGUGCGCCUCUUCUCGGCCGUCAAGGCCGACCGGUACGGCAACGUCGUCUGGUGCCCCCUCGUCACGUUCGGCAUGCGCUGCUCCAUGGACCUGCGCGACUACCCGUACGACGAGCACCGCUGCGCCAUGAACGUCUCUUCCUGGGCGCAUGGCUACAAAGUCAAGCUGAUCGGCAAGCUUGCCAAGAAGACCUUCGACGAGUCUCAUCCGGACUGGACCGGUUACUUCGAGUCCAUGGAAACGACCGAGUUCAAGCACCCGGAGCAGGGCGCCGACCCCGUGCUCAAGUUCACGCUGUUCGUGAAGCGAAACUCUCCCGGCUACCACUACACCGUGGUGCUUCCCUGCAUGGCCGUGUCCAUCCUCACGCUGUUCAUCUUCUGGCUGCCGCCGUCGUCCGGCAAGAAGAUCACGCUAGGCUGCGCCAGCAUCGUCAUCAUCCUCCUCAUCAUCCUGGGCCUGAGGCACGACCUGGGUGAUUCCAUUCACGUACCCCUCAUCGUCAAAUACUUGGGCGUCACGUGCCUGGCCGUAGCCGUGGCGACUCUAAUCUCGGUGCUGGUGCUGAACAUGGUCAAGAGUCCGAUGGUGUUCCGGCCGCCCGAUUUCGUCGUCUCCCUACUCUCGGGCGUUGCGGGUCGCGUGCUGUUCCUAUGUCCGCUGCCUGCGCCUCGAGCCGCCGACCACGAACAGCUGGCGGACGCCACGUCUCCUCUCGACAAGCAGGACAUCAUCACGCGCCAGGAGUGGUUCCUGGUGGCUCAGGGCAUCGACCGCAUCGUCUUCAUCAUCUACGCCGUCUUCCUGCUCUCCUAUCAUGCCUGAUAGUUCAAGAAGAGACAGAGACCUGACGUCAUCAUUACGCGGUUAGGAGUGGCACGACAUAGGUGUACUUAAGUUAUUAAGGUUGCCAGCAUGGGCGACUUGGCAAGC
Messenger RNA from Rhipicephalus sanguineus (brown dog tick), 1503 nucleotides. Its product is annotated as neuronal acetylcholine receptor subunit beta-2. The record is from RefSeq and is a predicted model, not a curated record. Gene Ontology annotation, cellular component: membrane; neuron projection; synapse. Gene Ontology annotation, molecular function: extracellular ligand-gated monoatomic ion channel activity; neurotransmitter receptor activity; transmembrane signaling receptor activity. The coding region runs from base 166 to 1395 and encodes 409 amino acids. Lineage: Eukaryota; Metazoa; Arthropoda; Arachnida; Ixodida; Ixodidae. The transcript is spliced from 7 exons. Gene Ontology annotation, biological process: regulation of membrane potential; nervous system process; monoatomic ion transmembrane transport.